This is a messenger RNA of Rosa chinensis, 1340 nucleotides long. RefSeq lists its product as uncharacterized. Gene Ontology annotation, molecular function: double-stranded RNA binding. Lineage: Eukaryota; Viridiplantae; Streptophyta; Magnoliopsida; Rosales; Rosaceae. The record is from RefSeq and is a predicted model, not a curated record. The transcript is spliced from 9 exons. Bases 32 to 1003 code for a protein of 323 amino acids.
AAAGCUCUUUCAUUUCUUUAUUUGAGAGAAAAUGGCAAUGGCUUCUCGUCCAAAACUCUACGCCGGCGACUUAGCUUCAUCUUUCAGCUUCUCCCGGUCUUUGCCAAACCCUAAGCUUUUCCCCUCUCCACGUGUCUACUUCGCCGCUCCGAAAAGCCGGCGGUUCCAAGUGUUGGCUUUCGCCGUCAAGCGGAGCCCUAAGCGUCUCAAAUACUCCACUCCUCGCUUCACCAAGGAGGAUGAGUUACUGUAUGUCGGAGUUGAUCCAUCAGGAGUUGAUAGCUGGAAAUUGGAGCCGGUCAUUGAUCUUCUGAAACAAGGAGCGGUUGGGGUCAUUCCUACUGACACUGUGUAUGCAAUAGUCUGUGACCCGAGAAACCACUCAGCCAUUGAUCGUCUUCGUAGAAUCAAGAAAAUCGAGUCUACAAAGCCCCUCACCAUCUUGUGUCACUCGUUCCAUGACAUUGAUCGAUUUACAACAGGCUUCCCUCGUGGUGAUUCCAAAGGUCAUGCAAAUAUCUUCCGAGCUGUUAAGCAAUGCUUACCUGGGCCUUAUACCUUCAUCCUAACUGCAACCAAAGAACUACCUAAGCAGUGUAUAGGGUUUGGGACGGCAAUUGCCAAAUACAAAUCUAGGAAAAAUGUGGGUGUUCGUAUGCCUGCUGAUGCCAUCUGUCAAGCGAUACUGGAGAAGAUGGAUACACCAUUGAUUUCCACAAGUUGCAAGUGCCCGAAGGAAAAUGAGUGGAUUUUGGAUCCAGUUGUUAUAGCUGAUACAUAUGGACCAGAGGGCCUUGAUUUUGUCAUUGAUGGUGGGUUAAGAGUGGCUGAUCCAUCAACUGUGGUUGACAUGACAGUGUUUCCUCCCAAGAUCAUACGACAAGGAAAGGGACCUCAAUUACACUGGAUGGUGGCUGAAGAUGACAAUGAAGAUGAAUAUGAAGAUGACAAUGAACCUGCUGAGACAGUGGAAAGCUCAUCUCCUCAACCACUCAGAAGAUAAUCAUUGUUGCUAAAUCCUGUGGACAACUAAGAUUAGGAUAUAUCAGAUUUCUUCGCACUGGGGUUGCACCUUUUGAUGCUCCUUGAGGAUGACCUGUAUGUUCUGUAAUUUUUGUAACUAAGUGAUGCAGGGAAUACUUAAAACAGUGUGACUGAUAUAGAAAAAAGAGCCAACAUUUUUUUGUUUUUUAGUUUUUGCCCUUUUGGUCAGGCUAACAGUGCCCUUUUGGUCAGGCUAACAGUGCAAGCCACUUGUCUGCACUGGCCUUUUAGCCAAUGAGAUUUGUAAGUAGGUCCGUCCGACCCUUCUCAGAUAAAUACAAUGAUAUUCAGCUGAA